AUGGCUGCGGGUUUAGCUAUACCCGCUAUUUUAGGUGCUGCAACAAAAAUAUUACCGGGUAUUUUUGGUAAAAAAAAAAAAUCAAGUGACCAACAAUUAUGGCGGUGGCAGACAACAAAAACAACAACAAUACUAUCGUCCACCACGACAAUAUUAUCGUCCCGCACUGCAAUAUUAUCCACAACCACAACCUUAUUUUCGACCGCAACCACGUCAACAAUACUACCCACCACCUCAACCAACACGGACAAAACAGACAUCGCAAAAAAAAACAAAAAGGAGGACGUGUUAGCAAACGAACAAAACGAUGGUAUUAUUAAAAUGUAAUUUAUGAAAAAUAAAAAUUAUAAAUUUGUAUCAUUUGUGUUUUUAUUCAUCAUUCGCAUCUUAAGUCUCACAGAGUACACAUACAAUGAAGCGUGCACACGAACCCGAAGAUGAACCCAUUGAAGUUCACGAUAGUGGGUUUAUGUCACCUAUGGUGAUGUUUCCCACAUUUCCACAUAAUGACACAUUUGUGGAUAGUCGUAAAAUUAAAUUAAUUGCGGGACCUGUUGCAAAUCCCGAUGCUGAAGAAUAUACAUUUGUUCAUGCACCUAACAAUUAUGGUGUCAUGGAUCUUCAAAAUGCUAAAAUUAAAGCUACAAUUGCAUUAACAGCAGCAGAUAAUUGCUGA
Paramuricea clavata is the source of this 676-nucleotide messenger RNA. The record is from the annotation of a GenBank genome assembly. NCBI's taxonomy places the organism in Eukaryota, Metazoa, Cnidaria, Anthozoa, Malacalcyonacea, Plexauridae.